UUGUGCUGUCCAAUCUGCACAUCCUCAACUCCACCUAUCUCCGCCAAUGCGUAGCUUAACUCCGCAACAACAACCCAUUGCUUGCAGCUGAACGCCUGACAGGCUCCCGCAAGAGCAUCUUAUACUAAAUCCUGCAGACCGUGAAACGAGCAUAUAUCAGCUAGUUGCCCACGAAACAAGCCUUGGGCCAUUAUCGCUGCUGAUUCAUUUCCAAACGCUUGCCAAAGCCCUCAAAAUGACAUCCCCAACAACGGAACCAACGAGGAUCCUCCUCCUCGGCGCCGGCGAGCUAGGUCUCGCCGUUCUUUCUUCCAUCUCCUCACUGCCCAACACCCACAUCACCCUGGGCGUGCGCUCGCCUUCAAAAUCCACGCAUCUCCGCUCCUUCAACAUCGAGCUUGCGGAGAUAGACCUGACCUCGCCCUCCGCUCCACUGGUGAAGACGUUCAGCUGCUACCCCAUCGUAAUCAGCUGCACAGGAUUCGCAUCCUCGCCGGGCGCGAUGACAAAGAUUGCCACUGAGAUCCUGGAAGCAGGGACGCUGAGGAAGCAGAGAGGCGACGGCAGAUUAUGGUUCUUCCCCUGGCAGUGGGGUGUCGACUACGACGUCACACUUGACGGCAACGGGUUGAUGCCGCUGUUUGGCGAGCAGAAACGUGUGCGCGAUCUCCUGCGGAAGAGGGCAGAGAAGAGCAGUGUCAACUGGACGGUCGUGAGUACGGGGGUCUUCAUGUCUUUUCUGUUUGAGCCGUUUUGGGGCAUUGUCGAUCGCUCAGAAGAGGAAUCAGGCAAGGUGAGGGUAAGGUGUCUGAGGGAUUGGGAGCACGGGAUUACUGUUACGGAUGUUAAGGAUAUUGGCAGGGUCGUCGGGAGGAUUCUGGUGGGCGAUGUCGAUGCUAAGGACAAAGUUCUGUAUGUUGCAGGCGAUUCGAUGAGAUACAAUGACUUGGCGGCUAUUGUUGAAAAUGUGAUUGGGCAUGGGGUCGUAAAAGAGGCAUGGGGUGUUGGACAUCUACAGGAGGAGCUGAGAAACGACCCAGAGGACGGCAUCAAAAAGUACAGACUGGUUUUUGCUGGUGAAGGGGUUAUUUGGAAAAAGGAGAACACGGUGAAUCAUCAGCUAGGAAUGGAUAUGACGGAUGUGGAAACGUACGCAAAGGGGCUCUUCAGUAUGCAGGCUGGAUAGCAUUAUCUAGUGUAGAUGUCCCUCUCUACCUCGGUGGUGUGCGCACUGCUGUACCACCAUGAGUACAGUCUUAUGGAUGAAGCACCAGUACACCAGGGUAGCGUUCAGAACCACUCUGCUGGAGCUGCCGGCUCUAUCUUCAACCUUGACGGCAAUGCAGCUGCAUUCGCCCCUGUAGCAGCUGUAUACAUUCU
Messenger RNA from Boeremia exigua, 1380 nucleotides. RefSeq lists its product as uncharacterized. NCBI's taxonomy places the organism in Eukaryota, Fungi, Ascomycota, Dothideomycetes, Pleosporales, Didymellaceae. The transcript has a single exon. The coding region runs from base 236 to 1186 and encodes 316 amino acids. The record is from RefSeq and is a predicted model, not a curated record.